Messenger RNA from Punica granatum (pomegranate), 3492 nucleotides. NCBI's taxonomy places the organism in Eukaryota, Viridiplantae, Streptophyta, Magnoliopsida, Myrtales, Lythraceae. The record is from RefSeq and is a predicted model, not a curated record.
UUUCCUUAAUGCAUUCCCUGCUGAUUUCUAUUGGCCUCAUCUCUCUGUCAAUGCUUCAUCUCUCUUCCCUUUGUUGCUGCAAUUCCCGCAUUUGAAGUCAAACCCAAUUUUCCUAUCUCCUCUCUGCUAACCUCAAUCAUUUAACCUUAAUGCUCUUUCGUGGUCGGCCGAGGCCCCGGAGGUUGAUGAUGAUCGCCCCUUGUUCUUCUUCGCCAUGAGGUCGACAACUUUUCAGGAAACGCCCGUCAUUUUCUGGUCGUGAUAAUCAAGGUCGUGGUGUGAUAAUGAUGAUGAUGAUGAUGUCUGUGAAUUGACAUAUUAAGCGCUUGAUUAGAGCUCAAGAAAUUCGACAGAAUUCCAGGAAGUUUUUGGGAAAAGGCAGAUGGGGAAAUCCAAGGUUGAGACAGGGAGAUGAUGGAGAGGUUGAGCUGUUGGGUGCCAGGAGUAGUUGUUGACUGUCUUGUUCUUUGCCUCCUCCUACUUGUUCAAUCCGCUUCUGCACAACGAGACUUUCUGAGCAUAAACUGCUGUGCCAAUUCAAACACCACGGAUGAAAACUCCAUCCAUUGGAUCACGGAUUUCAGUUGGUUCCCUGACCCCACUAACUGCCAUCAAAUAAACCGGCCAGUGGAGCACCACAGGAGCUACUCUGCCCGUGGAUUCCCAAUCUCAGACUCCGGCAAACAAUGCUAUAACCUGCCCACUUUUCCAGGAGAGGACUAUCUAGUAAGGGGCAGCUUCGUCCAUCUGGACUCCCUUUCGCCUUCCUCGUUCGACGUCCUGAUUGGAGUCACAAAGAUCGGGUCGGUUGAGCUUCCGAACGACGUGGUGGUGGAGGGGGUCUUCAGGGCGGACCGGGAGUACACCAACUUCUGCUUGUUGAAGGGAGAUGAAGGGGACCCUUACAUCUCACAGCUGGAGCUGAGGCCUCUAGGUGAUGGAUCCCAGUACUUGGACGGGUAUGGUUCCGAUGAUACUGUUCUGAAAUUGAUCAGCAGGGUCAACCUAGACAACGGAACCUCGGGACUGGACAUCAGGUACCCUGACGACCAAGACGACAGAAUCUGGACCCCACCUGACCCGGCUACCGCCGCCUCCUACAAGGCCGUCUCCGCCCCCUCCGACAUCCUAAAUCCCACCGCGGCCGCCGCAGAUGUGCCCUUCAAGGUCCUGCAAACAGCCCUGCAGGACCCGGAGAAGCUCGUGCUCCCGACAGCCAACCUCAACAACUUCGACAACCUCAACCAUAGCUACGCCAUCUUCCUCCAUUUCCUCGAGCCGGACUCCUCCGUCGGGGCGGGACAGAGGGUGUUCGACGUGCUCGUCAAUGGCAAGAAUGAGAAAGCUGGAUUCGAUAUCAGGGCCGGCGGGGGCAGCUACCGCCGGCUUGUUCUGAAUGUGACAGUCAGAUGGGGGCUGAACUUGACGCUGGUGAAGGUCCCCAAUGCGUUCCGGUUUGGACCCAUUUGCAGUGCCUAUGAGAUCUUCGAAGUGCUCCCGAAGAUCGAAGGGACCCGAAAGGAAGAUGUGGAUGUGAUGCUUACUGUGAGAAAGGAGCUUUUACUGGAAAACAAUGGCAGUGAAGUGUUGGAGAGUUGGUCGGGGGAUCCUUGUCUUCCUGUUCCUUGGAAGGCCAUCACUUGCUCCCUUGUCAAUGGCUCCACAGCGGUAACCAAGUUGGACCUUUCUUCCAAAAAUCUUCACGGCUCAAUCCCACUCAGUAUCAGCGAACUGAUUUUCCUGAAUGAAUUGAACCUUAGUUACAACCGAUUCACGGGAAGCAUCACACCAUUUCCACCUUCUUCUGUCUUGAUUUCUCUGGAUCUUCGCCAGAACGAUCUUACAGGUCCUCUUUCGGAAUUACUUUUCUCUCUUCCACAUUUGAAAACAUUCUAUUUCGGCUGCAAUCCUCACAUGUCCAGUGGUGUUACAUAUAGCUUCAAAAACACGAAGCUGAAGACAGACAAUGGAAAGUGUGAUGGCCAAACAUCUUCACGUCCGAAGAAUGGUAUUGUGAUUGGCGUUGUGGCCUGUGGUUCCUUCAUAAUAACCAUGGCAAUGGGAAUCUUUGUGGUUUGCUUUUACAAACAAAAGUUUGUCCGAAGAGCUCAUGAUGAUCUUAAAGGAUAUCCACUGGCAAAGAGUGCAGUUUUCGCUAUCCCAAGCACAGAUGAUUUCGUCGUGAAGUCUAUAUCUAUACAGACGUUUAGUUUAGAGUACAUCGAGGCAUCAACUCAGAAGUACAAGACGCUGAUAGGUGAAGGUGGAUUCGGGUCAGUAUACCGUGGCACUUUGACUGAUGGUCAAGAAGUUGCCGUAAAGGUCCGCUCAGCUACCUCUACUCAAGGAACUCGUGAAUUUGAGAAUGAGCUAAACCUUUUGUCCGCUAUUAGGCACGAGAACCUAGUGCCCCUGCUGGGUUAUUGCUGUGAAAAUGAUCAGCAAAUUCUCGUUUACCCUUUUAUGUCCAAUGGAUCUCUACAAGAUCGCCUCUAUGGAGAAGCAUCAAAGAGGAAGAUCUUGGAUUGGCCCACCAGACUCUCUAUUGCUCUUGGUGCAGCUCGAGGAUUGACUUACCUCCACACAUUCUCGGGGCGGAGCUUGAUACACAGAGAUGUGAAAUCAAGCAACAUAUUACUGGACCACAGCAUGUGUGCAAAGGUCGCUGACUUUGGGUUCUCAAAGUAUGCCCCCCAGGAAGGGGACAGCGGGGCUUCUCUUGAAGUCCGAGGGACUGCUGGCUAUUUGGACCCCGAGUAUUAUUCAACCCAACAUCUAUCAGCAAAAAGCGACGUCUUCAGUUUCGGUGUUGUUCUACUUGAAAUCAUAAGUGGUCGUGAGCCUCUCAACAUAAACAGACCUCGCAAUGAGUGGAGCUUGGUUGAAUGGGCGAAACCAUUGUAUCGAGAGCAGAAGAUUGAUGAGAUGGUGGACCCGAACAUAAAGGGGAUGUUCCAUGUGGAGGCAAUGUGGAGAGUGGUGGAGGUGGCGCUAGCAUGUAUUGAGCCUUUCUCGGCCUACAGGCCCACCAUGUCUGACAUCGUUCGGGAGCUUGAGGAUGCCCUCAUCAUUGAGAACAAUGCCUCUGAGUACAUGAAGUCCAUCGACAGCUUUGGAGGUUCAAGCCGGUUCUCUAUCAUCAUUGAGAGGAAGAACAGCAUUCGUCAUGUCCUUCCUCCACCCCCUCUAAGCACGGAACCCUCCCCUCUCAGUUCCCAACCCCUGACUCCUCCAGCUCCAAGAUAGGGGAUCCAUUUGACUUCUGCAAAUGUCACGGGUGUUGAUGACAUUCUAAGAGCUUUGAUGUUCUGAUUACUGAUAACUAGUGCCCACGUAGAUGAAAAGAAAAGAUGAAUCGAAGCAAAAUCAUCGAACUUUACUUUCAAGUGGUUCAAAGAAAUUCUUUUUGCCCUUAACUUUAUGAAUGAGUGACCAUUAAGUUGUACAUUGAGCUUCUUAGUUUCAUCCGUUAAAUGGUCUAUCUGUUUUUUA